UUGAAGUCAUGUUAGGUUGUUUAAUAUUUAUCGGAGUAAUUUCUCUGAGCCUCAAUCUUUUUCGAAUUUCACAAAUUGUAUCAUCUGACAAGACUAAUAUUAAGGAAAUGAUAUGGCCCUUUACAUUAACAACUGCCUGUAUACUAUACAUGUUUGUAGCAAAUUAUAUGGGACAAGAUAUUAUAGAUAUCAAUAAUUACUUAUUCGUUACUGUAUACAAUGUUCCAUGGUACAUAAUUCCUCUGAAUGUGCAGAAAAUAAUACUCUUCCUGUUGCAAAGGGGCACUAAGGAAUAUGUAAUGCGUGUCGGUGGACUUUUUGUGGGAUCGUUAGAAUGUUUUGCCACGUUGGUGAAGGCUUCGGUAUCUUAUUUUACUGUCAUACAUUCUACACGAUGA
Molecule: messenger RNA, 398 nt
Organism: Linepithema humile (Argentine ant)
Lineage: Eukaryota; Metazoa; Arthropoda; Insecta; Hymenoptera; Formicidae
Source: RefSeq, a predicted model, not a curated record